Molecule: messenger RNA, 2145 nt
Organism: Candidula unifasciata
Lineage: Eukaryota; Metazoa; Mollusca; Gastropoda; Stylommatophora; Geomitridae
Source: the annotation of a GenBank genome assembly
AUGGUUCUCCAGUACAUGUUCUGUGUACUGUUUCUCUGUAGUCUGGACCGGGUUGUGAACGGGCAGACGUAUCCUUUCCAAGACACUAGUCUGUCAUGGGAGAAGCGGGUCGAUGACCUGGUGUCCAGGUUGACCCUUGAGGAGAUGCAAGUGCAGAUGGCUCGCGGUGGAGUUGGAGAGAGGGGCGGCCCAGCACCGGCGAUCCCUCGCCUAGGGAUCGGGGCUUAUCAAUGGGACUCGGAAUGUAUCAGCGGCGCCGCUAGAGCUCCAGAAAAUGCUACGGCAUUUCCAGAACCCAUUGGAAUGUCUGCAAGUUUUAGCCCAAGUCUCAUGUUCAGAGUAGCAGCCGCUAUCGGUACAGAGGUCAGAGGUAAACACAAUGAUUUUGUUAAAAGAGGGGUCUUUGGCAGCCACACGGGAGCCAGUUGCUUCAGCCCUGUCAUCAACAUCGUCCGGGACCCCCGCUGGGGCCGGAUAUGGGAAACCUAUGGGGAAGAUCCGUUUCUCAGUGGCGUGCUCUCUCAGAAAUAUGUGAAGGGGUUACAAGGUAACGACACGAGGUUCGUCCAGGCAACGGCCGGAUGCAAGCACUUCGACGUACACGGAGGACCAGAAAGGUUACGGAGCCAUUUUGACGCAAUAGUGACGGACCACGACUGGCGGAUGACUUUCUUACCCGCCUUCAGAAAGUGUGUCCAAGCCGGCACGUUCAGUCUGAUGUGUAGUUACAACAAAGUGAACGGCAUCCCCGCGUGCGCCCACAAACAACUGCUUACGGACAUCCUGCGAACCGAGUGGAACUUUACCGGCUACGUGAUCAGCGACCAACAAGCCAUAGAGAACAUCAUUCACAGCCACCAUUACGUGGACAACGACGUGGACGCGGCUGCAGCUGCGAUCAAUGCCGGCUGUAACCUUGACCUUGGCAACGACAUCGUUCAGAACGUCUAUAUGUCCAUUGUUGAGGCUGUCAGACAAGGAAAGCUGACAGAAGAAGUUGUGCGUGAGAGAGUAAGGCCGCUGUUUUAUACCAGAAUGAGACUAGGAGAGUUUGACCCACCAGACAACAACCCUUACGCACAGCUGAACAACAGUGUGGUCGAGUCGCCAGCGCACAUUUCCCUGGCUGUGGAAGCUGCUACUAAAACUUUUGUACUUCUCAAGAACCAAAAUAACAUCCUACCGCUCAAACAGGGAGCCUACAAAAACAUUGCGGUCAUCGGCCCUUACGCCGACAACAACGACCUGCUCUUCGGUGACUACCGGGCUCAGCAGGAUAGAAGCUUCACCAAGACCCCUCUCCAGGCACUACAAGAGCUCUACCCGUCGGUCAAGCAUGCCCAAGGAUGUAACGACAGCACUCCUUGCCUAAGCUACUCCUCAAGUGUGACGCAGGGUGUGGUCGUUGGGGUAGAUCUAGUGUUUGUGUUGCUGGGGACAGACAGCCAAGCCAAGAUCGUUCUCCUGCUCUUCAACGCUGGACCUCUCAAUGUGUCAUUCGUGGACGAAUCAGACCGCGUGGACGCCAUCUUGGCCUGCUUUCUUCCGGGUCAAGCAACAGGUGAGGCGCUGGUCAAGGUUCUCACAAAUUCUGAUGGAAAAUCAUCUCCGGCUGGAAGAUUGUCGGUCACCUGGCCAAAAUAUGAGUCACAGCUGCAGCCAUUCAUCAACUAUUCCAUGGAGGGCAGAACCUACCGCUACUUGAAGACAGAACCUCUCUACCCGUUCGGCUACGGUCUGUCCUACUCCAGUUUCCAGUAUGACGGGAUGGAACUGGGAGACUUGAGUUCACCCACACAGAACCUCAACGUGUCCCUCAGUGUGACCAACACCGGCAAACUAGACGCUGACGAGGUGAUUCAGUGUUACCUGGAGUGGGGGAACCAAUCGUUGCCGGUACCACAGAGACAGCUGGUGUACUUCAACCGUGUCCACAUUCCUGCUGGUCAGAAAAUCCAGCAUUCAUUUCACAUUCUGUGGGACAACUGGGCAUUCAGAGACAACGGACAAUGGUCAAUCCAAGAAGGCUCUAUGACGCUAUUCUGCGGGGGCCAACAACCGGGACAGAAGAGAAAGAUCCCAUCAUCCAACGUCGUGUCUCUGCCAUUCAUCAUCCCCAGCUCUACACGUCUUGCUGUCUUGUAA